CCAAAAACAUCGUACACUUCACUGUUUCAAAAAACUUCAUCAACCACUGCUUCAAUAGAAAUAAGGAAACCAAAAAAAAAAAAAAAAGAGGAGGAAUUUGUGAGGAAAUGGAUUCUGAAACCAUAAAGCUUCCGGCUUUAGAUUUCUCCCAACCGGGAUUGAAACCAGGAAAUCCAGAGUGGGAUUCAGUGAAAGGUCAAGUCCGAAAAGCACUUGAAGAAUUUGGCUGCUUCGAAGCCAUGUAUGACAAAAUUUCUCUUGAACUUCAGAAAUCAUUUUUCAAAGCCUUAGAAGAGCUUUUCAACCUCCCUUUGCAGACUAAGCAAAGAAACGCAUCUAAGAAGAUCUACCAUGGCUACAUUGGACAAUAUCCAAUUUUUCCACUGUAUGAGAGCAUGGGUCUUGAUGAUGCAAACAUCCUUGAAAAAGUUGAAAGCUUCACUGAUCUCUUAUGGCCUGAGGGGAACUCAAAUUUCUGCAAGACUGUGCAUUCCUACUCGGAGCAAAUCUCAGAAUUAGAUAAGAUUGUGAGAAGGAUGAUACUGGAGAGCCUAGGUUUAGAGAAAUACAUGGAUGAGCACAUGGAAUUAACAAAUUACCUUCUUAGAGCUAUGAAGUACGAAGGGCCUCAAACAACUGAGACAAAAGUUGGACUACCUGCUCACACUGACAAGAACAUCCUAUCCAUUUUGUGCCAAGAUCAAAUACGUGGUUUGCAAGUUCUCACAAAAGAUGGACAUUGGAUUGAUGUCGAACCCUCUCCAGGCUCCUUCACUGUCAUGAUUGGAGAUGCCCUUUUUGCAUGGACAAAUGGCCGAUUGCACUGUCCUUUUCACCGGGUGAUGAUGACUGGAAAUAUAGCAAGGUACUCAGCUGGUAUAUUUUCAAUGCCAAAAGCAGGGUAUAUAAUAAAAGCCCCAGAAGAACUGGUAGAUGAAGAGCACCCCUUGCUAUUCAAGCCAUUUGAUAAUGUUGAAUUCCUCUCAUUCCUCCGCACUGAGGCUGGAAAAGGAGCUCAAUUUGCCCUCAAAACCUACAGUGGCAUCUAAAAUUUAGCAGGGAGGCAUGACUUGGCAAUUUGUUUGCUAAUGCGUGUUGAAUCUUUCAUUUAGCAAAACUUGCUUUUGAUUUUUGAAAAAUUCUACGAUUGCCAUACGGAAUCAUUCCCUGAAUUGCUAUAAUUGAAUGAUGGUACUGCUCUGUAUUUGUAAUAA
Messenger RNA from Coffea arabica (coffee), 1214 nucleotides. Its product is annotated as probable 2-oxoglutarate-dependent dioxygenase AOP1. The record is from RefSeq and is a predicted model, not a curated record. Lineage: Eukaryota; Viridiplantae; Streptophyta; Magnoliopsida; Gentianales; Rubiaceae.